GAGUCAGCUAGCGGCGGCAGCGGUGGCGGUGGCUUCUCCUCCGCACAGACCCGGCGUUCCGGCCUGCGCGGCCCGCUGACCCCGGGGCCUGCGCCCCAGGGGGCAGGGAUGCAUCAUGGCCACGCUGGCUUAUCGUGUGCAGUUCUUGGACGACACCGAUCCUUUCAACAGCACCAACUUCCCAGAGCCUAGCCGGCCACCGCUGUUCACAUUCCGCGAGGACCUGGCUCUGGGCACCCAGUUGGCCGGGGUUCAUCGGCUGCUGCGGGCGCCGCACAAGCUUGACGACUGUACCCUGCAGCUGUCACACAAUGGUGCCUACCUGGAUUUGGAGGCCACGCUGGCGGAACAGCGGGAUGAGCUGGAAGGCUUCCAAGAUGACACAGGGCGGGGCAAGAAGAACAGCAUUAUUCUGAGGACACAGCUAUCUGUGAGGGUCCAUGCCUGCAUUGAGAAACUGUACAACUCCAACGGCCGUGAUCUAAGAAGGGCCCUGUUCUCGCUGAAGCAGAUAUUUCAGGAUGACAAGGAUUUGGUGCACGAAUUUGUCAUGGCUGAAGGUCUGACGUGUUUAAUCAAGGUGGGAGCUGAGGCCGAUCAGAACUAUCAGAACUACAUCCUGAGGGCCUUGGGACAGAUUAUGUUGUAUGUGGAUGGGAUGAAUGGGGUCAUCAACCAUGGUGAGACCAUCCAGUGGCUUUACACUCUUGUUGGGUCAAAGUUCCGCCUGGUGGUGAAGACGGCCCUGAAGCUUCUGCUUGUCUUUGUGGAAUACUCCGAGUCCAAUGCAGCACUCCUCAUUCAGGCUGUCUCUGCUGUUGACACCAAAAGAGGUGUCAAACCCUGGUCCAACAUCAUGGAAAUCUUGGAGGAAAAAGAUGGAGUUGACACAGAGCUCUUGGUUUAUGCAAUGACUCUAGUGAACAAGACAUUGGCAGGCCUGCCUGAUCAAGAUACCUUCUACGACGUGGUAGACUGCCUGGAGGAGCUGGGCAUCGCUACUGUGUCCCAGAGACACUUGAACAAGAAAGGGACAGACCUGGACUUGCUGGAGCAGUUUAAUAUCUAUGAGGUGGCACUCAGGCAUGAGGAUGGCGAUGAGACAGCUGAGCCACCCCCCAGUGGGCACCGAGACCGGAGGAGGGCCAGCGUGUGUUCUGGCGGCAGUGUGGGUGAGCACCAGGGCCUUGACCGCAGAAGGAGCCGUAGGCAUUCGAUCCAGAGUAUCAAGAGCCCGCUGUCGGCUCCCACCAGCCCCUGCGCCCUGUCCGUUCCUGCCUUCAAGCCCAGCCAAGUUCGAGAUCUCUGUGAAAACGAGGCCAGUUCUGCCUCCAGGCAGACUUCCCCUGGGAAGGAUGUUGCUCCGUUGAGUUCUACACUCCCUACCACCUCAAGUCCCAGCUCACAGGGAAGGUCGCUUCCAGCCAGCACAGCAGCAUGGUCCCCCGUGCUUGGUGGAACCUCUGGGUCUGAGGCCAGCCGGCCUGCUCUCUUGUCACCUCCCAGCCCUGGCUUGGCUACUCGACCCUCCACCAUACCAAAGGUGUCUCCUACCAUAGACAAGCUGCCCUACGUGCCCCACAGCCCCUUCCACCUCUUCUCCUAUGACUUCGAAGAUGCACCCCUCCUCACCAAGGACAAGGGAGGAGACUCUCAGACGGAAAACAGAUACAGCAGCUUCAGCAACAAGUCUUCCCAAUCUUCCAGACCAUCUUCUGGACCUAGUGUGUCCCCAUCAUCUGCAUCGUCCUUCUCGUCACCGCAGGAUGCCAGGUCAUCACCAAGUGGUCUUCUCACAUCCUCCUUCCGGCAGCACCAAGAGUCUCUGGCAGCAGAGAGAGAGCGGAGGCGGCAGGAGAGGGAAGAAAGGCUGCAGAGGAUAGAGCGGGAAGAACGAAACAAAUUCAACCGAGAAUAUCUAGACAAAAGAGAGGAGCAAAGACAAGCCAGAGAAGAAAGAUACAAAUACUUGGAGCAGUUGGCAGCAGUGGAGACGCAGGAGAAGGAGCUGAGAAGUCGGAGCGUGAGCCGGGCCAGAGCUGACCUCUCCUUGGACCUGAGCUUGCCAGCAGCCCCUGCCUCACCUUCCCCAUCAAGCCAGAGUCCUUCAUCUGCUGACUCACCAGAGGCUCUCACAGUGCCCUCCGCCCCACCCAUUCUUCAGUAUCCCCAAGUUAGCAGUAAGGACCACGAGGCUGAACUGGAGGCGGAAGCUGGGCAGGGUGCUGAUGAAGCCAGCCAGGACAUAGCCUCUGCCCACAGGGGAGCAGAGCACCAAGAGGAGCCGGUCCCAGCCCUAGAGCCCGAAGAAAGAGCCUCACUGAGUGAAAAAGAGAGGCAAAACGAGGAGGUGAACGAGAGGGACAGCUGCUCAGCCUCCAGCAUCUCCUCCUCCAGCAGCACCUUGGAGAGGGAAGAGAAGGAGGACAGACUGUCAGAGGACAGGCCGACUGGUCUGUGGUCCGCCAGCCUUCAGGAUGUGGGUGUAAAUGGACAGUGUGGUGACAUCCUUACCAGCAAAAGGUUCAUGUUGGACAUGCUGUAUGCCCAUAACAGAAAGUCCACAGAUGAUGAGGAGAAAGGCGAUGGCGAGCCUGGGAGGUCUGCGCAGGAGGUGGAAGCAGUGGCCAGCCUCGCCACCAGGAUAUCCACUCUGCAGGCCAACUCUCAGGCCCCAGAGGAGAACAUCAAGAAGGUGGACAUUAGCUGCUUGGACAACAGGGGCAGUGUGAAGGCGUUUGCCGAGAAAUUCAACAGUGGAGAACUGGGGAGGGGCUCCGUCUCCCCAGAUGCAGAGUCUCAUGACAAGGUCCCGGAUACAACCCCUUCACAGCUGAAGACCGAGUCUGAUUACAUCUGGGACCAGCUCAUGGCCAAUCCAAGGGAGCUCAGAAUCCAAGACAUGGACUUCACCGACCUCGGGGAGGAGGAUGACAUUGAUGUUCUGGAUGUAGAUCUGGGCCACCGGGAAGCCCCAGGGCCACCCCCUCCACCCCCUCCCACCUUCCUGGGCUUGCCACCCCCACCCCCUCCACCCCUGUUGGACAGCGUGCCUCCCCCACCAGUCCCCGGUAAUUUAUUGGCUUCUCCUGUGUUCAACACUCCUCAGGGCUUAGGGUGGUCCCAGGUACCCAGGGGUCAGCCAGCAUUCACCAAGAAAAAGAAGACUAUCCGACUGUUCUGGAAUGAAGUCCGGCCCUUUGAGUGGCCGAGUAAGAACAAUCGCCGAUGCAGGGAAUUCCUGUGGUCGAAACUGGAGCCCAUUAAAGUGGACACUUCCAGACUAGAGCACCUGUUUGAGUCCAAGUCUAAGGAGCUGUCUGUCACCAAGAAAACGGCUGCUGAUGGCAAAAGGCAGGAGAUCAUCGUUCUGGAUUCCAAGAGGAGCAACGCCAUCAACAUCGGCCUGACCGUGCUGCCCCCUCCAAGAACGAUUAAGAUAGCCAUUUUGAACUUCGAUGAGUAUGCCUUAAACAAGGAAGGGAUUGAGAAAAUUCUGACCAUGAUUCCAUCUGAAGAGGAGAAGCAGAAGAUCCAGGAAGCUCAGCUGGCUAACCCCGAAGUGCCCUUGGGCAGCGCGGAGCAGUUCCUCCUCACACUGUCCUCCAUCAGUGAGCUCUCAGCCCGGCUCCACUUGUGGGCAUUCAAAAUGGAUUAUGAAACCACGGAAAAGGAAGUGGCCGAGCCACUCUUGGACCUGAAGGAAGGAAUAGACCAGUUGGAGAACAAUAAGACUCUGGGCUUCAUCCUGUCCACUCUCCUCGCCAUUGGGAACUUUCUAAAUGGAACUAACGCCAAAGCAUUUGAGUUAAGCUACCUUGAGAAGGUUCCAGAAGUCAAAGAUACAGUGCACAAGCAGUCACUUCUCCACCAUGUGUGCACCAUGGUAGUGGAAAACUUUCCAGACAGCUCAGAUCUGUACUCAGAGAUUGGGGCCAUCACCAGGUCAGCCAAGGUUGACUUUGAUCAGCUUCAAGAUAAUUUAUGUCAGAUGGAGAGAAGAUGCAAAGCCUCAUGGGAUCACCUCAAGGCAAUCGCAAAACACGAAAUGAAGCCAGUUUUAAAACAACGCAUGUCGGAGUUCUUAAAGGACUGUGCAGAGCGAAUUAUAAUUUUAAAGAUUGUUCAUCGGAGGAUAAUUAAUAGGUUUCACUCAUUUUUACUCUUUAUGGGCCAUCCCCCUUAUGCAAUCCGAGAGGUAAACAUCAACAAGUUCUGCAGGAUCAUCAGUGAGUUCGCUCUAGAGUACCGUACCACCAGGGAAAGGGUUCUACAGCAGAAACAGAAACGGGCCAACCACAGAGAGAGAAACAAGACCCGAGGGAAGAUGAUCACUGAUACUGAUGACGAGGAUGACACUGAGUCUGGCAAAUUCUCUGGCAGUUCUCCCGCAGCACCGAGCCAGCCACAGGGUCUGAGCUAUGCUGAAGAUGCAGCGGAACACGAGAACAUGAAGGCUGUGUUGAAAACCUCAUCUCCUGCUGUGGACGAUGCCACCCCAGUGCUUGGCGUCCGCACUCGCAGCCGGGCUAGCCGAGGAUCCACUGGCUCAUGGAGUAUGGGAACUGAUGAGUCACCCAGUGUCCCUGAUGACGCAGCUGAUGAGAUCAUGGACCGCAUCGUCAAGUCAGCCACCCAGGUGCCCAGUCAGCGAGUGGUGCCACGGGAGAGAAAGCGUUCCAGGGCUAACCGCAAAUCUCUACGAAGGACCUUAAAGAGUGGCCUGACUCCAGAAGAAGCCAGAGCCCUAGGCCUGGUUGGCACAUCUGAACUGCAGCUGUGACUUUUGUAGGCCCUCCGAAGUGUUCUGAGCAGAGGACCAGAUCUGGCUAGACCCAUUCCUUUCAGUACGGGGUGGGGAGACUUGAACAUCUGAUGGCUCAGAACUGAGUGCUCUUUUCUGGGUGUUACACCGCUUGUCACCGCUGUGCAUUGACAUGGAUCUCCAGGAAUCUCCUGCAUGUACUCUUCAUCAAGCCAGCUGUUUUUCUUGUUUCCUUGAUACCUGGUUUAUUAGUUCCAAGCGUGACACCUUUUCUAGGAACCAACAGUCCUUGUAAGGAACAAAUCACUUCUGUCACGGUUGUUAAGGUAACACGGGGCAAUGUGAUUAGACUCAGAGACUGGGUCUCCACAACAAAAACGUCCAGAUAUAAACGCCAAUGUUGUACACGAAAGCAAGCACAGAUUGUUUACCAGUUGUGGAUUUUAGAUGUACUAAAUGUUUAUACAAACCCAUAAAUGUACACCAUGUUUCAACUACUAAAUAAAUAGAGAUUAAUGCCAUCAUAAGAAACUUUUUAAUUCUUGUAG
Messenger RNA from Acomys russatus (golden spiny mouse), 5313 nucleotides. It is a transcript of the gene Fhod3, whose product is annotated as formin homology 2 domain containing 3. Gene Ontology annotation, cellular component: cytoskeleton; cytoplasm. NCBI's taxonomy places the organism in Eukaryota, Metazoa, Chordata, Mammalia, Rodentia, Muridae. Gene Ontology annotation, molecular function: actin filament binding. Gene Ontology annotation, biological process: sarcomere organization; cortical actin cytoskeleton organization; cardiac myofibril assembly. The record is from RefSeq and is a predicted model, not a curated record. The transcript is spliced from 27 exons. The coding region runs from base 116 to 4783 and encodes 1555 amino acids.